Messenger RNA from Anthostomella pinea, 2697 nucleotides. NCBI's taxonomy places the organism in Eukaryota, Fungi, Ascomycota, Sordariomycetes, Xylariales, Xylariaceae. The record is from the annotation of a GenBank genome assembly.
AUGGCUGCCAAAACAAAGGUAUCCAACCCGCUGAGCGGCAUGCACACGGCCGGCAUCUUCUCCGACAUGAGCGUCGACGGUCCUGAAAUCGGCACACUCGUGCUCAUCAUCGACCGAGCCAAGAACCUGCCCAACCGAAAGACCAUUGGAAAGCAGGACCCAUAUUGUGCUGCGCGAUUGGGCAAAGAGGCCAAGAAGACCACCACAGACAUACGAGGUGGACAGACGCCGAAGUGGGACCAGGAACUUCGAUUCACCGUCCACGACUCGCCCGACUACUACCAAUUGAAACUGUCCGUCUUCAACGACGACAAGAAGACCGACUUGAUUGGCGAGACAUGGAUGGACCUGCGUGACAUUGUCGUGCAAGGCGGAGGGCAGAGUGACCAGUGGCACACCCUGAAUUGCAAGGGGAAGUACGCCGGUGAGGUCAGGAUCGAGGUCACAUACUACGACAGCCGGCCCAAGCCCGAAAAGCUAGCGGCAAAGCCGCGACCUGUUGCUUCGAACCCUGAACUGCACUCGCCGGGUGCAACACUGGGACCCAGACCGCAGGUCAAGCGACGACCCUUGCCGUCCGAUCCCGUCACCGGACAAGCUCCCUCGCCGUCCGUCUCAGAGCGCGUACACAACCCACCGAGACCACAGCCGAACCCUCCAGGUGCCUUCGUCUCCAGCCAAUCACCCCUCCAAGCUGUCGAGUACGGGACGCCCCCUACGCACCGUCACGGCAGCCAUCCCGACCAUUACUCCCCUGCGCCGUCUGCCGGGAGUCUGUUCGGGACGCCACAGCACCGAGGGGAUGUCAGAAACGACCAUUUCCCCAACUACGACCAUGAUCCCUUCGUUCAGGCAGCCUCACCGCAUGGAGCGCGCUCGUACAACUCUCCAUCAUCACCAGCACAUCUUCUCCACCAACCAAGCGAAGACGAUGACCGCCCCCCGCCCCCUCCCGCUCACCGAGUCAGUCACAGUAGCGGGAACUUGCACGAAAUGAUGCAUCGUGGUAGUGUGGAUAUGCACAAGGCCACACCACCGAUGAGACACGAUGUGCUGCGAAAUGAAGCACACCGAAACUCAGUUUCGUCGCCGUCAUCGUCCUACCCUGGUCGACCUGCGUACCGACCUUAUGAUUCGGCGCCCGACCUGCAAAACGCAGCUCCAUAUCAUGAGGCCGAUGCGGCCCAUUCUUCAACUCCUCGACACCAUUCGAAUGACUCGGCCUAUGAUCCUCAUCAUCGAUCAAUGCAGCCAACAGUCGAGGAUGUUCCCGAGUCAUGGACACCGCCCAAUGCAAGGGCCCGGGGUGGUUCACGAGUAUCGCAAUACGACGAAAGAGAAUACAACCAGGUGCCGAGUCCGGCUCCUCUGAACUUGGGCGGCCGCGGUAGCGCUGCAUCCGAGAGCCACAGCCUCGUGCAACUCCAAACCCGAUAUGAUACCAAUGGGUAUACUGCGUCGCCGUCACCGGUGUCUCCAGCGGAUUACUCUCAUGCCUUGACGCAUGUUUCACGCUCCCACGGUAACUUGGUUGACCAUUAUUCGAACCAUGCUAGUGAGCUGGACAGCAAUCCGACUCACAGCUCGACUGACUACGAUCUGCCGCCGGUUCCUCCCAGCCUAGUUCCUGGAGUAGACCCCGCCCUUGCUCGCCAGAUUUCAGAUCGAUUCCAGCAGGAAAGACACCACGAACGUCGGUACACCCAGCCCGCCCCAGUCAGCGCUCCUACUAGGGGUCGGCAGCACAGCGAACCGGCUUCGCAUGAGAUCGUCCAAUACUCACCCCAUGUUCAUCACUCAAGCAACUCGAGGUCUUAUGACAGACGUCCCAUCAGCUACUCUACCGGUCCUAGCACGCCAGCAGGGUCAGCACAAAUAUCGACAUCUCAAAGGGUGUCUCCUAAGCCUAGCGCAAACCAUACGAUCAGGCGCAAAUCCGUGAGCCCAGCACCCCCUCCUGCCGAUGCACGGAGGCUAUCAGGUGUGCCUUUUGGCCCCGACUCAUAUGAUGCGUUGAACCCGUCGGUCGCAUCGUCGAAAGAGGUGAGGAACUCCUCGGAAUAUACCAAUGCAGAUGGCAAAAUAGUAACUGCUGAUGGACGAGAGAUCGACCCUUCGGAUCACUUGCCUAUGGAUACUUGGGCCCCGGAACCAGAGCCCAAGAAGCCCACGCCGUCAACGGAGACUCGAUCACGCCCGACGCCCGCCGGUGCGCAGCCUAUGCCACCUUCUGGCCGGCGCCAGCUUCGCAUAGCGACUCGUCCGCAGUCCAUGGUCGUCACACCUUCCGCCUAUACAACAUCGGAAGCUGUACCGUCUCCUCCUGCAAGCACUGGGCGAAAUCGCUUACAAAAGAAAAUGCCGCGUGCCUCAGCUCUACCGGCUCCCAUCUCUGCGGGAUCAAGUCCGCUCGGUUUAGCGACGCCACACCAGCGUAACAGCACUCCACCACGAGCUCUCGUCCGCGCCAGUACCUUCGACUACGAGAACCACGGCCCGCCGUUUGAGAGUGGACCUGGAUACUCACGUGCGGGAUAUGGUUCGGCCCCGCCGGUCCCGGCCAAGGUGCCCAUGAUGAGUGGUAGCUUGGUGCCAGCAUCUGGAGCCCCACGGGGAGGCGACGAGUGGGCGCUCAUGGAAGAGAUGAGCAGAAUCGACAUUGGCAGUGGACGGUCGCGCCGCCAUGGUCGGUACUAA